Messenger RNA from Acanthopagrus latus (yellowfin seabream), 2139 nucleotides. RefSeq names its product leukotriene A4 hydrolase (gene lta4h). Gene Ontology annotation, biological process: leukotriene biosynthetic process; proteolysis; peptide catabolic process. The record is from RefSeq and is a predicted model, not a curated record. The transcript is spliced from 19 exons. Gene Ontology annotation, molecular function: epoxide hydrolase activity; zinc ion binding; aminopeptidase activity. The coding region runs from base 71 to 1918 and encodes 615 amino acids. NCBI's taxonomy places the organism in Eukaryota, Metazoa, Chordata, Actinopteri, Spariformes, Sparidae. Gene Ontology annotation, cellular component: nucleus; cytosol.
GUUCCGGUAGUUAACCGGGUGUCAGUCCGACGGUGCGUUCAGUCUCUCCGCUAUUACCGGACAGAUCAUCAUGUCGUCUGACCCGUGCUCCUUCUCCUCCUUCACCAGGUGCGUCACCAAACACCUGAAUCUGUCUCUGCACGUGGACUUCGACAGACACGUCAUCAGAGCCAAGGUGGCGCUGACCGUGGAGGCUCUGGAGGACCGUUUCUCUGCCUUGACUUUGGACAGCAGAGACCUGAAGAUCCUCUCAGUCAGCGCUAAUGGACAAGCAACGCGAUUUACGAUGGGCCCAAAACACAGCUUCAAGGGGACGCCACUGGAGAUCACGCUGCCCUUUGACCUCUCCAGAGGGCAGCACGUGAUCGUGGAGGUGACCUAUGAGACGUCUCCAUCGGCGUCAGCUCUGCAGUGGCUCACACCUGAACAGACUGCUGGGAAGAAACAGCCGUACCUGUUCAGCCAGUGUCAGGCUCAUCACUGCAGGAGUAUGGUUCCCUGUCAGGACAGUCCAUCAGUCAAACACACCUACUAUGCCCAGGUGUCUGUACCCAAAGACCUGGUGGCUGUGAUGAGUGCAGUGAGAGAUGGACAGGAAGUUGAUCCUCAGGACAACAACAGGGUCGUCUACAGAUUCAGACAGCCGGUGCCCAUGCCUUCUUACCUGAUCGCCAUUGUGGUUGGAGCUCUGGAAAGCAGAGAGAUCGGGCCGAGGUCCAGAGUCUGGUCUGAGAGAGAGUUUGUGGACAAAGCAGCGUUUGAGUUCUCUGAGACGGAGACCAUGUUGAAGACAGCAGAGGACCUGGCAGGACCAUAUGUUUGGGGUCAGUACGACAUCCUGGUUCUUCCUCCUUCGUUCCCCUAUGGAGGGAUGGAGAACCCGUGUCUGACCUUCGCCACACCAACACUGCUGGCAGGAGACAAAUCUCUGUCCAAUGUGAUCGCUCACGAGAUCUCCCACAGCUGGACCGGUAAUCUGGUGACCAAUAAGACAUGGGAACACUUCUGGUUGAACGAGGGUCACACAGUCUACCUGGAGAGGAUGAUUGGCAGGUGCAUGGAAAGUGAGCAGUUCAGACAGUUUAAAGCCAUGGGAGGCUGGAAGGACCUGCAGGACUCGGUGAACACCUUUGGAGCCAACAACCCUCUGACUAACCUGGUCCCCAGCCUGCAGGAAGUCGACCCGGACGACGCCUUCUCCUCUGUGCCCUAUGAGAAAGGCUUUGCUCUGCUGUACCAUUUGGAGGAGCUGAUGGGAGGGCCAGAGGUGUUCAUGGGUUUUGUGAAGUCGUACAUCCAGUUGUUUGCCUACAGCAGCGUUACUACAGACGAGUGGAAGAACUACCUGUUCACCUACUUUAAAGACAAGGUGGACGUCCUGAACAAGGUGGACUGGAAUGCCUGGAUGUUCACACCCGGGAUGCCUCCAGUCAAACCUCAGUACGACACCACGAUGGCUGACGCCUGUAUCGCCCUGAGCCAGAGGUGGAUCAAGGCAAAAGAUCAGGACCUGAGCAGCUUUAAACAGUCAGACCUGAAGACACUGUCGUCCCACCAGGUGAUCGAGUUCCUGUCCCUCCUGCUUCAUGAGGCUGCCCUUCCUCUGACUCACGUGAAGAAGAUGCAAGAAGUUUAUGAUCUCAACACCUGUAUGAACUCAGAGAUCCGCUUCAGGUGGCUGAGGCUGUGUGUGCGAUCCAAGUGGGAGGAGGCCGUUCCCAUAGCUCUGAAGAUGGCUACUGAGCAGGGCCGGAUGAAAUUUACCAGACCACUCUUCAGGGAGGUGUUUCUCUUCGAAAAGUAUCGUGAAGAAGCUGUUUCUGUGUUUCUGGCUCAUCGAGCAGCGAUGCACCCGGUCACCUCCGGACUGGUCAGCAAGGACCUGAAGGUGGAAGCCAGCACCGCCUCCGGUCCUUGAACAUCAGAAACCAGUCUGUAACACCAGAAACAUCAGUUAUCAGCCUGUAAAGCAGUCUGUCACCAGUAAUGAUCCACACAGUAACAGUGUAAUCACACUUUUUCUUCUUCAGUUUGAAUCAAUAAUCAGAUUGUUGGUCAAAUCUUUUGUUUCUGUUUGAAUGUUUGAUCUCAGGGCAGAAAAAAUUAUUUCAUACAUAAAUAAAAUGUGUCUGAAAUAAA